Molecule: messenger RNA, 6395 nt
Organism: Calidris pugnax (ruff)
Lineage: Eukaryota; Metazoa; Chordata; Aves; Charadriiformes; Scolopacidae
Gene: LTN1
Product: listerin E3 ubiquitin protein ligase 1
Exons: 30
Coding region: 62-5365 (1767 amino acids)
Biological process (GO): rescue of stalled cytosolic ribosome; ribosome-associated ubiquitin-dependent protein catabolic process
Cellular component (GO): cytosol; RQC complex
Molecular function (GO): ubiquitin protein ligase activity; ribosomal large subunit binding; zinc ion binding
Source: RefSeq, a predicted model, not a curated record
CCGGAAGCACCGCGCGCCUCCUCGCUGCCGGCCGGGGCCCAGCGCCGCCGCCGCCAUCGCCAUGGGGGGCAAGAACAAGCAGCGAACCAAGGGCAACCUGCGGCCUUCUAGCAGUGGGCGGGCCGCAGAGCUCCUCGCCAAAGAACGUGGAACAGUGCCUGGGUUUAUUGGCUUUGGAACAUCUCAGAGUGAUCUAGGAUAUGUCCCUGCCAUUCAAGGAGCAGAGGAAAUAGACAGCCUUGUGGAUGCUGAUUUUCGAAUGGUGCUGCGAAAACUUUCUAAAAGGGACAUCACAACAAAAUUAAAAGCUAUGCAAGAGUUUGGGACAAUGUGCAAGGAAAGAGAAGCAGAAGUUGUUAAAGGUGUUCUUCCUUACUGGCCAAGAAUUUAUUGUAAAAUCUCACUAGACCACGAUCGCCGUGUUCGAGAAGCAACUCAGCAGUCUUUUGAGCAACUGAUUCUUAAAGUAAAGAAACACUUAGCUCCUUACUUAAAAAGUAUCAUGGGAUACUGGCUGAUUGCUCAAUGUGACACUUACUCCCCUGCUGCUUCUGCUGCAAAAGUAGCUUUUGAAAAAGCUUUUCCUUCAAGCAAACAACCUGAAGCCUUAGCAUUCUGUAAAGAUGAAAUUCUUAAUGUACUUCAAGAUCACCUUCUGAAAGAAACUCCUGAUACGCUCAGUGACCCCCAAACUGUACCAGAGGAAGAAAGGGAAGCCAAAUUUUUCCGGAUUCUGACCUGUUCCUUGUUAGCUUUAAAAACGUUGCUUAGCAUGUUGCCAAAGAAAGAGAUGCAUUCAUUGGAGGAAAAGUUAAUGUCACUUCUGUCCCAAAACAAAUUUUGGAAAUACAGCAAACACAGUGUACCACAGGUUCGCUCAGCUUUCUUUGAGCUGGCUUCUGCUUUAUGCCAGUACUUACCUGAGCUGGUGAAAGCUGAAGCACCAAGAGUUUGUCCUGCUGUUCUUCUCGGCAUUGAUGACAGUGAUGCUGUGGUGUGUCCUGCUCUUUGGGAAGCUGUCCUUUACGUUAUUGCCACUGUUGAGGACUGUUGGAGUCACGUAAACGCCAGAAAGGGAGUUUUACCAAAGCUAUGGACAGUGCUUCGAGAAGGUGGACGAGGACUAGCUACUGUUAUAUACCCAAAUCUCUUGCCGUUCUUUAGCAAGGUACCUCCUGGCAUUGCAGAACCAAAGCUGGAAUAUUUCAGAACAUUUUUCAGCUCUAUAAUUCAAGGGUUGUCAAGUGAGCGAGCAAUAGCCAGUCCUUCGGAAAGUUCAGCGAUUAUAAUUGCAUUUAUGGAAUGUCUGCGCUUUGCCAUACUACAGAAGGCAGAUGAAGAAGAUGACCAAAGACAAAUUCAUCAAAUGCUUAUAUAUGACCAGCUAAUUCCCCUUAUUGAUGCUGUACUUAAGGAGCCCAGGUUACAAAAUGGACCAUUAUUUUAUCAAAUAGCAGAAACAUUGAGGUCCUGGGAAGCUAAAGCAGAACUUUCCAAUGAUGAUAGCACAGAUGAAGUUUUCCAGAAACUGUUGUCAAAUUUUUGGGACCAUCUUUUAAAAAAGUGUGUACUUCAUGUUGAUACAUUGGAUGCUGAUGAGAAGUUGUUGUUUGCCAUAUCUGGUAUGCUGGAAAUUCUUCAGAAUCCAAAGAGUGCUACAAAACCAAACAACAGAAAAUCUCUCAAAAUCAGAUUUACAGAUGAGGAUGAAUCUGAAAGAAACACAGAGAAUGGAAAGGUCACAGAAGUGAGAAACAGUCACUCUGAAAUACAGGCUGACUUGCAGCACAGUUCACUUCUAAGGAAAGAACCUUUAGAAAAUUUAGUCUGCAACCUUGCUGAACUGAGUAUUGUGUAUGUAAAUGAGCAGAAGUCAGAACAGCAUUUGAAAUUUCUCUCUGCCCUGCUCAACUCUUUUUCUUCAAACAGAGUUUUUCAAGUACUUUUAGAACAGGGAAACGAUGCAAGCUCUGCUCAAACUGAAUCCCAAAAAGAAACUAAAGCUCAUCAUGAAAGUCCAUCUGUACAAUUUCUGUACCUGAAUUUAAUAACUUGGCUGAAAGAAGACUGGAGGAAAGACACCCAUUUUCUGGUGGAUAUUUUGUACAGUGUCCUUAAUUGUUGCAACAGUAAUGAUGAAAGGAAAAUAAUUCUUGAUGAUUUAACAAAGAUGGAUCUGAAAUGGAGUAUUUUUCUCCAGAUAAUUCAAGAGGCAUGCUCAAACACAACAAAACUUUGCUUAGUGUCUGACUGGCUAAAAGGAGAUACACUUGGGGAAAGACUUGUAACGCUGGCGGAUGAUCUGUGUCACCUGGGCUUAAAACCUAUAGCAACCCCAUCAGAAUCAUCCUCUUCAGAAAGGUGGACCCUCCUGAGCUUAGUGUUGUCACAACACAUUAAAAAUGAAUCUUUGAUUGGCGAAGCUUUUGUUGAAAGGAUUAUUGAUAAACUUCAAGCAGCUCUGUCUAAAGCUAAGGAUCUUUCUGAAGCUGGAAAUUCUGAACUAUCAGUAUCUUUCAUCUGUGAUGUAGCCUCAAGCUUUUUCAGCUCAGUUAAAGGGUGUUUACUGAUGCCAUCUUCAGAAGACUUGCUGCUUACCAUCUUCCAGUUGUGUGCUCAGAAGCAGGAUGCUACGCAUUUAACAGAUUUACUUGUAUGUAAAUUAAAACACACUUGGAUGUCUGGUGUACAUUCACUUGUGCAUCAACUUCGGAAUAUGCAGAAGCAGAGUACCUUUUUGCAUAAGUCUGCGCUGUGGGUCAAGAAUCAAAUACAGUCUUCCUCUUUGGAUGUUAAAAGCCUUCAGGUUUUGAUCUCUGCAGUUAGUGAUUUGUUGUCUAAGCUUAUGGAAGCUGAUGGACAGUCUGGAUAUCUUGUGGGAGCGUAUAUUGAGCAUAUCACACCAAGCAAAGCUGAGUGGGGGAAAUUGCAGGAGUCUCUACCCACUGAGUGGAUGCACAAACCUCUUUUGGAGGGAAGGCUUACUAUGAAUUGUGAACCUUUGGGAUCAUGUGUCAAGCUGUGUGGCACAACUAAACUUCCAGGCCAUCUGUGUACCUCAGCCUUGUUAAGUAAAAUGGUGCUACUUGUAUUGGAAAAUGGUCUAGUCCAUGGAAAUGAUGACACUGAAAGAAAGAAAAUUGACAAUAUAAUUGCAGAGCUAUUGUACUCAUUGCAAUGGAUUGAAGAAUUGGAGAACCCUCCUGAUCUGCUUCUGGAAUAUCUUCACAUGUUAGAAGAAAUGCACAUCACAUAUGAUAAGUUCAGUACACUUAGCAAUACAACCAGCCUUCAGCAAACAAUAUUUGAUAGAUCAGAGGAACAUGGAAGACUCUGGUCCUUAACCAUGGCUAAAGUGAUUCGUGCAGAAAACACUGUAUCCUGUGAGAUGAAACAACUUUUUAAGACAACAGAAGGGUUUGUGCCAUUAACAGAGGGCAAACUGCAUACGCUUCAGUGUCUAUCACCUUUUUUAAUUGAGGAAGAAAAGAAUGAGCUUGUCUUCCACUGUGUGGCCAAACUUAUGACGUGCACACAGACAGAGCUUUCCAGUACCGAUGGAGCAUUUGGGUGUCUUUCCAUUUUGAACUCCUGCUUGGAUGAUAGAAGUAUUGAUCUACUACCUGGAAUACUAAAAAUCAUAAUGUCUUGGAAAAAUGAUAAUGAGGACAGCUUUCUCUUUAGCUGCAAUCUGAAAGAAACGAGUGCUCAGUUGCUUGGUUUCAACAUAGAGAUGAUGCGAUACCUUCCCUUGCUGCUGAAGUAUCCCACAGCUCCUUUGACCGAUAAGGAAUGGGACUUCAUCAUGUGCUCCAUGCUGGCCUGGUUAGAGACAACAAGUGAAAACCAUGCGCUUUAUCAUGUCCCGCUCGUGCAGAUUUUUGCUUGUGUCAGUUGUGACUUAGCAUCUGCCCUUAGUGCUUACUUUGAAGCUCCAUCUCCUGAAACUAUUGAAAACCUUCCUGUGAACUUGAUCAGUGAAUGGAAAGAAUUCUUUUCUGAAGGAAUUCACAAUUUGCUGUUACCUUUGUUGGUGAAAGUCACAGGAGAAACCAAAAAUGCAUCUGAAGGCUCCUUUCAGAACUCUGUCUUAACGUCUUUGGGUGAAGCUCUAACAUACAUCUCGAAGGACCAGUUGUUAAACCAUAAAUUGCCAGCAAAGUUUGUUGCAGGCCAGAAAACAAAUCUUCCAGAUAAACUCCAAACUCUACUAAAUACAUUAUCUCCCUUGUUGCUUUUCCGGGCUAGACCUGUACAGAUUUCUGUCUACCAUAUGUUGUAUAAAUUAAUGCCUGAAUUGCCUACAUUUGAUGACAAAGAUCUCAAAUCUUACGGUGACGAAGAGGAGGAAUUGGCAUUAUCGCCUCCAGCAGCUCUUAUGUCUGUCCUGGCCACUCAAGAACUCCUGCUAGAAAACAUCCUGGAAUGCAUUCCAGUUGGAGAAUUUGCAGUCAUUCAGCCCCUGAGCGAUGAGUUCUGCCUUGUUCUAGGUUAUCUUCUCACUUGGAAGUUAACUUUAGCUUUCUUCAAGGCGGCUUCUUCUCAGCUGCGAGUUCUCUACUCUCAAUACCUUAGAAGAACUAAAAGCUUGAAUAAACUGCUUUAUCACUUGUUCCGGCUUAUGCCUGAAAACCCUGUCUUUUCUGGGCCAACUUCAGAAGUUCCAAAUAAGGACACAAAAACCUUCUUUACUGAAGAGCUUCAUUUGGAUGUUAAAGGGACUGGAGUCCUGUCAUCCCAGAUCCCACACUUGGCCUGCUCUGUGUACCAUAUAACGCUGAAAGACUUGCCAGCCAUGGUCAGGCUUUGGUGGAAUAGCUGUGAGAAACGUGUCUUCAAUGUCGUAGAUAAAUUUACAAGCAAGUAUGUCAGCAGCGUGCUUUCUUCACAGGAAAUAUCUUCUGUUCAGAAUAGCACACAGUUACUUAAUGGCAUAACGGUGAAAGCUCGGUCUGCUGCACGGGAAGUCAUCGCUACUUAUUCAGUUGAUGACAUAUUUAUUGAACUAAUAAUCCAGCUUCCAUCCAAUUACCCGCUGGGAUCUAUAACAGUUGAGAGUGGGAAGAGGGUUGGUGUGGCAGUACAGCAAUGGCGCAAUUGGAUGCUGCAGUUGAGCACGUAUCUGACACAUCAGAAUGGAAGUAUAAUGGAAGGCUUAACGUUGUGGAAAAAUAAUGUGGAUAAACGUUUUGAGGGCAUUGAAGAUUGCAUGAUCUGUUUUUCAGUCAUUCAUGGCUCCAACUAUUCUCUUCCUAAAAAAGCUUGCAGAACGUGCAAGAAAAAGUUUCAUUCAGCUUGCCUGUACAAAUGGUUCACAUCCAGCAACAAAUCCACCUGUCCACUCUGUCGAGAGACGUUUUUCUGAAAUAAAAUGGUCUUUCUUCCUUUUGUGAACUCAGUAAUAAAUGAAGAGGAGGAGGCAAUAAACUGUAUGUUGAAAGAAGCAAACUACUUGGAAAUACUGUCAGUUACUUAGAUUUUUGACUAGUGGGAUAUGACCCAUAUUUACCUCUGGACUGUUUUUUGUAAGUUUGAAGAUUCUUCUUUGAUAUAAAGAAAUAUAUAAGAAUAAUUUAUUUUAAUUUGUAUAUUUUCAAGGUAUUGAGAUAUGUUAAAAAUACAGAAAUAAUGUAGAGUUAAGUCUGAAAAGUGGUGUUUAAGCCACGGCAUAGCUGAUUAAAACCUCUUUAUUUUAGGUAUAUUCUAACAUGGCGUUAUGCACUUAACCCAGAUCACGCCUCUUAAUAUAACAGGUGAAUUUAACAUAGAUGGUAUAAAGACUUGGGUUUUAGUACAUACAUGGUAGUUUCUUUUAUGGCGGGGAAAAAAGGAUGUUGUUGCUGUUAGACAUUAAGGCAUGGAACUAGCAUGAUAACCUUCUGUUAAAGCAUAAAAUUUAAACAUGGCAUGCUCUAAACUAAGGUGUUUAUAAACUGAGCUUUCACCAUUAACAGUCUCAUUUUCCCAAAAAACCUCAGCCAUCCAGCACCCUAAAAACAUGAAAACUUGGAAGCCCAAGUAAGUAGAGAGAGUACAAUCGUUCCUGCAUGACCAUGAAAAACACUACCUCUUUAUUGACAAUUGGCUUUUUAAAGAGAAGGCAUAUGCAGUGAUCAAUUCUUGUUUUCAUGAUUGCAGUUAAUGGCUUCAUUAGCUGGCAAUUUAAUUAUCACUGAUUGUAGAUUGUACUUCCACUGUCCCGUAAUAAUGACUCUUAAAUGAAUGUGACAGACGCGUCAGAAUUUAAUAUUGUCUCAAUUUCAACUAUAUGUUUAUUUCAUGCUUUUCUUUUAACAGCAGUAACAUACUAAUAUAUUCUAACUUGGGUGGUAUUUGUGGUGGAUUUCUUUGAAAAGUUAAUAAAAGGGGAGGAAUAAAUGAAUUUGGGCAGCCUU